AUGGUGAGUUUGGCACCGGGAGUAAGGCAUCUCCAAAGAUUUCUGCCACCGCUUAACUCCAAAACUGGUCGCGUGCAUAUAUUUUCCUUCACUUUGGUGAUAUACUCGUGCUAUCACUUAUCCCGAAAACCGAUUAGUAUUGUAAAGUCAGUACUUCAUCAGAAUUGUUCUGAAGAAGCCCACAAAGAGGGGAAAAUCAUAGUUCCUGGAAACGAAACAUUCUGUGACUGGGCCCCUUUUGAUGGUCAAAAUUAUGAUUCUCUUUUUGGGACACUUGAUCUUAUUUUCCUCUCAUUUUACGCCGUUAGUAUGUUCUUAAGUGGACAUGUUGCCGAUAAAAUGGACCUUAGAAUUUACCUAUGCAUUGGUACUCUUCUUUCUGGUGUGACGACAAUAGCCUUUGGUUUUGGAUACUUUUUCAAUGUUCACUCGUUUGCUUACUAUGCAGUUACUCAGGGUGUUGCUGGAAUAGUUCAAGCAUCCGGUUGGCCGGCAGUUGUAGCUUGUAUGGGGAAUUGGUUUGGUAAAAAUAAGAGAGGAUUUUUCAUGGGAGUUUGGACAGCGCAUUCUAGCAUUGGGAACAUUUUGGGCUCCUUAGUUGCUGGUGCCUUUGUAGAAAUAGCUUGGGGAUGGUCAUUUGUUAUUCCAGGAUUAAUAAUUGGACUUCUCAGCUUACCAAUUUAUCUGUUUCUCGUACCGUAUCCUGAAUGUGUUGAAGUUCAACUUCCUGUCCAGCAUAACACAAAUGAUUAUGGUUCCAUUAACCAACAAAUCAGAGAUGGAAACUCGUUUGAAGAAUCGCUUGGAACAACUAGUUCACAAUGUAAUCUUUUAAUACCAACAAAAAAGAACUCUUCAUCAUUUCUGUCUGCACUUAAAGUACCUGGUGUUAUUGAAUAUUCACUGACUUUAUUCUUCUCUAAGCUAGUUUCUUAUACUUUCCUAUUUUGGUUACCUAUGUAUAUACGUGAAGUAGGCGGUUUCGACCCAUCAUCAUCAGCAGAUUUAUCAGCUGUUUUUGAUUUAGGUGGAAUACUCGGUGGAAUUAUCGCUGGUUAUGUAUCCGAUAGUACUGGAUCAAGUGCUAUUACAUGUGUUGUAAUGAUUGCUUUGUCGAUACCUACGUUGUAUCUAUACUCAGUCGUUGGAUUUCAUUCUUUAGCUCAUUGUAUCGGUUUAUUAAUCCCACUGGGAUUGUUUGUUAAUGGUCCUUACGCUUUGAUUACAACAGCAGUUUCAGCUGAUCUAGGUACUCAUCCUUCAUUGUCUAAAAAUUCUCGUGCAUUGGCUACAGUAACAGGUAUUAUUGAUGGAACAGGUUCAGUUGGUGCAGCGCUCGGACCUUUACUGUGUGGUCUCAUGAAACCAUAUGGUUGGUCUGUCAUUAUUAUUAUGCUUAUGGUCGCGUUAGCUCUGGCUGCAGUUUUGCUUUUCCGUAUGGUAGCCAAUGAAAGUCGUCAAUGUUGUUUCAGUGUUGAACAAUCAUUAUUACCAUCAUCUUCAUCACUGUCGAAUGCGGCUGAUGCUUAAAGUCAGAAAUGGUUAUUCAGUAUUUUCCAAACCUAAGCAAGAUUUCAAAGAGAUUAAGUCGAAAUACUUCAAUAGAUUUAUAAAACUUUAAUUUUGAUACUAUCUGUUCGUGUUUUCUGCAAAAAAGGAG
Schistosoma mattheei is the source of this 1660-nucleotide messenger RNA. The record is from the annotation of a GenBank genome assembly. NCBI's taxonomy places the organism in Eukaryota, Metazoa, Platyhelminthes, Trematoda, Strigeidida, Schistosomatidae.